AUGGCAGCAGGAGACUGCUACCUGUUCGACGGGCUGGACCCAGCGGCCCUGCCAGCAGAGUGCUCCGAGCAGAGCGAGCAUGACUUGAAGCGCAUGGGGGCCUUCCUUCGCUUCCGGCGCUUCGUGGCUGGAGCCGUGGACGACUGGUGCCGUUCGCAGGGCCUACCGGAGAACCGUCUCUACCAGGCUCUGUCCAAGGCUGCGGCCACUGCGCAAGAGGGGAAGGAGACGAACGGCACCAUCCUUCUCGAGCUCCUCGCCGCUGCAGAAGACUUUGGCACAUUCGCUGGCUACAUGGCCGGGGAAGCUGAAAGCCGGCGGGGGCACGGCGCAAGCCCGCCACCGUGGCAGCAGGGCUAUGGAGCUGCCCAAGGCUCUUGA
Symbiodinium sp. CCMP2456 is the source of this 381-nucleotide messenger RNA. Lineage: Eukaryota; Dinophyceae; Suessiales; Symbiodiniaceae. The record is from the annotation of a GenBank genome assembly.